This is a messenger RNA of Diachasma alloeum, 384 nucleotides long. RefSeq lists its product as uncharacterized. The record is from RefSeq and is a predicted model, not a curated record. NCBI's taxonomy places the organism in Eukaryota, Metazoa, Arthropoda, Insecta, Hymenoptera, Braconidae. The coding region runs from base 1 to 384 and encodes 127 amino acids. The transcript has a single exon.
AUGAAACCCAAGGAUGUGAACAGUGCGAACGAGAAGUUCGUUCAACACCGAAUUUAUGGAAAAAACCGAAACAAUCAAAUCAAGAAAGCUAAAUUCAAAGUUGAUGAUCCAGUUAGAAUCAGCAAAUAUAAACAUACAUUUGAGAAAGGUUAUACACCUAAUUGGACAACCGAAAUUUUCAAAAUCAAUCAGAUACGGAAGACCGAUCCAACUACUUAUAAAUUGAUCGAUUAUCAGAGUAGUCCAAUUGAAGGUAUUUUCUAUGAGGAGGAAUUGGCGAAAGUGCAACACCCUGACAUCUAUCUCGUUGAGAAAGUCCUGAAAAAACGAGGGGAUACAUUGUUUGUGAAAUGGUUAGGCUUCGAUGACUCUCAUAACAGUUGA